AUGUCAAAGAGAACCUUUAAUUUUCGUUCAUCAACAUCAUCAUCUGGUAAAUCUAAACAGUUUGAUGUUAACAGUGUUUUGGAUAGAACUCCUCUGUCAAACAUUUCGAAUGUUAUUGAUACCGGUGAAAGGCGAAGAAUCAGAAAAAGAAUACUUGAGAGUAAGCGGUCGAAGAAUAAAACUUCUUCUUCAAAUGUUGGUGUGACGUUACGUGAUAAAGAAAACUCAUCUCACGUAUCUAAUGUUACAAAUCAGAUAGAUAUGACAAUCUCUUUUCAGAGAAGUGUAGAUGCUACGCUAUCUUCAUAUACUAAUAAUAUAGGUGAUUUUGACAGAAUUCCUCUUUCAGCCAUUUCUACAGUUAUUGAUACUGCAGAAAGACGAAGUAUCCGAAAAGCAAUAAUUGACAAAAAGAAGGGAAAGAAAAAAACUUCUACUACAAACGUUGAUGUCGGCAUACGUGGGAAAGAAAAAGUAUCUCAAGUCUCUAAAGUUACACAUAAUAUAAAUACGACAAUCCCGUUACAUGGAAGUUUGAAUGGUAUGCCUGCUUUACUUGAUACAAACUUUUCCAGUAAUGAUAAUUUGCAAAACAACGAUCUUUCCGUAUGUACCCCUGGCGUAUAUUCGAUUAACUCAAAUAUCUUGACGUAUACCAAUUCGACUUCAGCAUCUAACCGAACAUCACUUAGUAAGUUGUCAGCCGGAAAGCGCAAACUGAAGCACAAGUCACGUGAUUUAUCCCCAGUAGUUAUGCAAAGUUUGGAAUCGGGUGAUCCUAGCAAUGCUGAAAUUUUUGUUCCAGAUCCUUAUAAAGGAAUUUCAAGUGAGUACAUAGAUCAUGGUGAUCAAGUUGUUAUAUGUGAUAUUUGUCAUGCCAAGUUAUGGACUUCCGAAGGUGGAAAAGGUCGAUUGACAUUGGGCAAGUUAUGUUAUGGUUUAUGUUGUGGAUAUGGGAAAGUUGAGCUACCAAAUUUAAAGGAGGCAAAUCCGUCGUAUCAAAAUUUGUUCCACAUGUCAGAUCAAAGAAGCAAGUUCUUCUUAAAGAAUAUCCGACGAUAUAAUUGUAUGUUCUCUUUUACAUCUAUGGGUGGAAAGGUUGAUUCGAAAAUAAACAAGGGAAAUGCUCCAUUCAUAUACCGAAUUAGUGGUCAAAAUUUUCAUAGCUUAGGUAGUCUAAAACCAGCUAAUGGCAAGCAAGCUAAGUUUUCUCAACUAUACAUAUACGAUACUGAGAACGAGGUAUAUAACAGACAAAGUGUAUUGGGGCAACAGGUAACUUCACAUGAACAGGAGUUGGACGUCGAAAUAAUUGAAUACCUUAAAGAUUUUUUAGAUUCCCAUAAUGAGUUGGUUAAAUCUUACAGAAUGGUACGAAACCAUUUUCAACAAAAUCCGGGAGCAAACCUUAAGCUCCGACUUAUUUACAACAGAGACAAAGAUGGAAGAACUUAUAAUCUGCCAUCCUCGACUGAAGUAGCUGCUUUGAUUGUCGAUGAUUUAGAUGCUUCUGUUGAUCGUCGUGACAUUGUUGUUGAAACUCAAUCUGGUAUGCUUAAACGUAUUAGUGAGUUACAUCCAUCCUACCUUGCUCUUCAAUAUCCUAUUUUUUUCCCGUUUGGUGAUGAUGGAUAUAGAAUCGAUAUUCCUCAUAAGGAUGGUGUAACAACCAAGAAAAAAAUACGACCAAAAUGCACAAUGCGGGAAUUCUUUGCAUAUCGAAUACAGGAUCGCAUUAGUGGUUAUUCUUUGGUUUUAAACGGAAGAAGACUGUUCCAACAGUUUUUGGUUGACGCUUACACUAUGGUUGAAAGCGAAAGGUUAAAUUUCAUACGUGGUAAGCAGAAGAAUCUACGAUCCGAGACAUUUGAAAAUUUACAAAAGUAUAAGCACACAGGUCAAGAAAAUUUAUCGAACACCGGUCAAAAGGUAAUUCUGCCUUCUUCCUUUACUGGAGGGGCUCGGUUCAUGCAACAAAACUACCUUGAUGCUAUGGCUUUAUGUAAAUGGUUUGGAUACCUAGAUUUUUUCAUAACCAUUACAUGCAAUCCUAAAUGGCCUGAAAUUUCAAGAUUUCUUAAAGAUACUUCAAUUAAACCAGAAGACAGACCAGAUAUACUAUGUCGAUUGUUCAAGAUGAAGUUGGAUUCAAUGAUUAAAGAUCUAAAGGAUAACAAAUUUUUUGGUGAAAUAAACGCAGAUCACAUAGAUCCUUUUAUUUCAGCUGAAAUUCCAGACAAAUCCGAAGAUCCGCAGUUAUACUCACUUGUGUCUGAGUAUAUGAUUCACGGUCCUUGUGGGAAUGCUAACUUGAGCUGUCCUUGCAUGGUUGACAAAAGAUGUUCUAAACGAUUUCCUAAAAAGUUUUCUGCUCAAACUAUUAUUGACUCAAGUGGUUUUCCGGUUUAUCAAAGAAGAGAUUGUGGUCGUACUGUUAUAAAGAAAGGUGUUCAACUUGACAACCGAAGUGUUGUACCGUAUAACAAAAGUCUAUUAAGACGAUACCAAGCUCAUAUUAAUGUUGAAUGGUGUAACCAAGCUGGCUCCAUAAAGUACCUUUUCGAGUACAUUAACAAAGGUCCUGACCGGGCUACCGCCGUUGUGUUUUGCGAAGCAGAAGGGUCUAGCAUUCAGAAACCAAAAGACGAAAUAAAAGAGUACUACGAUUGUAGAUACAUAUCUGCUUGUGAAGCUUCUUGGAGAAUUUUCUCAAAUGCAGUGCAUUAUAGAUAUCCUGCUGUAAUGAGGCUUCCUUUUCAUUUACCUGGUCAGCAUAAUGUUGUAUAUGGUGCAGAUGAUGAUAUUGAAGAUGUCUUGAGCAAACCAUCCGUUGCUUCUUCGAUGUUUUUGAAAUGGUUUGAAUUAAAUCAACGUGAUGACGAAGCAUGUAAAUUGACUUAUGUCGAGUUCCCACAAAAGUAUGUUUGGAAUGUAAAAGAUAGACGCUGGCAAAUACGAAAAAGGUAUCAAACUGUUGGUAGAAUUCAUUCCGUUUCAAUUGCUUCUAGUGAACCUUAUUAUUUAAGGAUUCUCCUAAACAAAGUCAGGGGUCCCAAAUCAUUCGAAGAUAUUCGAACAGUUAAUGGAGAGUUAUUCCCCACUUUUAAAGACGCAUGCUAUGCAAUGGGUCUUCUAGAUGGUGACAACGAAUAUGUUGAAGCAAUUAAAGAAGCAAGUUUUGAUGGUCAUUGUCGGUAUUUAAGAGCAUUAUUUGCCACAAUGCUGUUAACAAAUACUCUAACAAGACCUGAAUUUGUUUGGGAUAAAACGUGGCAUUUAUUAGGAGACGAUAUUUUGUACAGACGUCGGAAAGAGACACGUAUCCCUGAUUUAACGCUUCCUGAAGAUCAACUGAAGAAUCAGAUUUUUUUUUUGAAAUUGAGAAUUAUUUAA
Messenger RNA from Helianthus annuus (common sunflower), 3393 nucleotides. RefSeq lists its product as uncharacterized. NCBI's taxonomy places the organism in Eukaryota, Viridiplantae, Streptophyta, Magnoliopsida, Asterales, Asteraceae. The record is from RefSeq and is a predicted model, not a curated record. The transcript has 11 exons. The coding region runs from base 1 to 3393 and encodes 1130 amino acids.